This is a messenger RNA of Cadophora gregata, 2196 nucleotides long. RefSeq lists its product as uncharacterized. Gene Ontology annotation, cellular component: plasma membrane. NCBI's taxonomy places the organism in Eukaryota, Fungi, Ascomycota, Leotiomycetes, Helotiales, Ploettnerulaceae. The record is from RefSeq and is a predicted model, not a curated record. Gene Ontology annotation, biological process: sulfite transmembrane transport; transmembrane transport. Gene Ontology annotation, molecular function: sulfite transmembrane transporter activity. The coding region runs from base 640 to 2040 and encodes 466 amino acids. The transcript is spliced from 7 exons.
GCACUACAUUUCAGCUACAUAUUGUCCUAUGACCGUGAUUGAUAGAUUUAUGUUGACUUACUCUCCGAAGACAGGAACACUGCCCGCUCCCUUCGCUAAAUCUCGUGAAAAAAUUCACCACUUUCCGAGACCCCGAAAAUUGUAGAAUCAACAAUGAAUGCAGUCUUCACUUUAAAUCCGGUGAUUUCGCGGUGUCUCCAGUUCAGACUCCGGACUUUGCUGUCCAGACGCAGAUUGCAGUACGCCUGUCAAGUCAGGGCACAUUCUGCAGCCUUAACCAAUAGAUUCCGGGCUAAUAUCAGCCGGAGAAUGCCAGGGGUUUGAAAAUGAGGUUACACAAGAUUCAAAUGCCGGGUCCAAUGGGUUGGGUUCGGGAUUGCUUCCUAAUCGCUUGUGGCUUGCAGGGCUGAGGAUGGCGGUUUGGUUUGGUUUGGUAUUUGGGGGGUACUGGAUUGAGGUUUAGGUGGGAUUUUGGGGAGGACUACAUCGUGGGCUUGAAGAAUAUAAGGCUUGGGCAACUCCCGUGAGAUUAUUUAACAAUCAACUUAAUCUUGCUCGGUACUCGAUCAAUUACCCUCCACGGAUCUGAACUUUCGCAAUUAAACCCCAUCACCAAAUCCAUACACAACUCCAACCACGAUGAGCAGUACUGCAACUCUACAGAAUACCUGCGACACAGAGAGUUGUCAACUUCAUUUCCAUAAUCAUGACAAUGACACCAUGUUCGCAAAGGAUGAGCAGACACCAACGACACAGAACCAGCCACAACAAGUCGAAGAGCGGCAAAACAUCAGUAAUACAGACUCCUCCGAACCAUUAGCGGUCCCAACAGGGAAAGUCGUGGACGAAGAGCACCAAGGAAGCAGUACUGCUGACAACAGUCCUCAAGACCAUGGCUUCCAAAGAAUAGUCCGGAACUUCACUCCCUCCUGGUUCAUAAUAACCAUGUCCACCGGCGUCCUCUCCAUCAUGCUCCACCAACUCCCCUACAACGCUUCCUGGCUCCAAAUCAUCUCCACGAUAUUCUUCGUCCUCAACCUCACGCUCUUCCUCCUCUUCACAUUCAUCUCCAGUCUACGGUAUUUCCUUUACCCGAGGAUCUUCCCAGCCGUGCUCAAGCAUCCGCAUCAGAGCUUGUUCCUGGCUACGUUCCCCGUAGGCUUGGCUACCCUGAUCAAUAUGACGGUGCUGGUGUGCGUGCCGGUUUGGGGGCAGGGCAUGGCGACGUUGGCGUGGGUGUUGUGGUGGAUUGAUGGGGUGUUGGCGCUGGUAGCGUGCUUUCACUUGACGUUUAUGAUAAUGUCUAACCAAAGAAGCGACCUCGAAGAGAUGACUGCCUUGUACCUCAUCCCCAUCGUCUCUGUCGUCAUAGCCGCCACCUCGGGAGGUCUAGUUGCAGGAGCUAUCUCAGAUCCGAAUCACCGCCUAUGGACGCUUAUUAUUUCGUAUAUCUUCUGGGGCAUCGGAUCCCCACUGUCAUGGAUUAUCCUCACGCUGUACUUUCUGCGCAUGACGAUUCAUAAGCCGUUGAAGCGGGAGGUUAUCGUGAGCUUGCUGCUGCCUAUUGGGCCAUUGAGUCUGUCGGGGUUCUCAAUCAUCGUCCUGGGCAAACUCUCCCGCAACCUCUUCCCCGUAACUCACACACUCCACAAAUUCGCCGGCGCAGGAGACGUCUUCUAUGCAGUCGGGUUCCUCGUCGGUCUCAUCCUAUGGGGAUUCUCGAUUGUCUGGUUCUUCGUUGCGGUCGUUAUGAUUGCUACGUCUGGCGGGUUUCCCUUCAAUAUGGGGUGGUGGGGGUUUAUUUUCCCAGUUGGUGUCUUCACGCUCUUGACGAUUUCGAUUGGCGAGGAGUUGGAGUCGGAAUUCCUAAAGGUACUUUCUUGUGUACUCACUGGGAUAUGUGUGGUGAUGUGGCUGGUAGUCGCUGCCGGCACGAUACAGCGGUCUUGGACCGGCAAGAUGUUCUUUGCUCCUUGUCUAGGAACGGAUCUUUUCAUGAAGAGGACUAUUGGUCGGAAGGUUAAGACGCAGACUGUGUGAAUCGUGCUUCUAAAGUUGGAAAUUGAGGAGGCUAUAUACUUGUAUGGUGGGUUGGGUUAGAUUGGUAUGGAGUUUGGGGCGCGAAUGGCGUUUGGUGAUAGACAAAUGUGGGCAUUGUAGAUAACCAUUGUGCUCAAAUUUAUGCGAGAAUUGAAC